AUGAAUAAUGAUAUAUUUUAUUUAACAUUUAGAAAUAUCUAUCUCUUUAAAUGUAUAUUUAAUCAAGUAACUAAAAUACACAAGAGUUUAGAAAAGAAGACAUCAUAUAGAUUUAAAGAUGUACCUUUUGAUUGGGCAACACAGAAUGGGUAUGAUAGGUUGAUCAUUGAAAAGUUUAGAUUGUAUCCACAAUCACUUAAAGAUCAAUUGUCACUCCUUCACUCCAAUAAAUAUUAUAUAAUAGAUGGUGUACUUCAAAACAAGUACUUUGCAUUUGAUGAUUUCAAAGAGAUAUUCAGGAUGACCAAAGAGACAAAUUGCUCUGUCAUUUUGUUGGAUAGUCUUUCUUUGAAUCAUCAAUGGUAUAGAGACGAUGCAUCAAAGCUAAUUGAAGCAUUUGAAUACACUAAAACUAAACUUGGCAACCUAAAUCAACAACAAGGAGAAUCAACCUUUCUCUACACAACCAAUCUCAUCAGAGCAACUAUUCAAUCCAAUAAUCUACAAGCCGUUACAUAUGUACACGAACAACUAGAGCAUUAUGGUAAAAUUGGAGCUCAGUCUGUAGGUUGGGCAUCAGUUCAACCAACUCAACGAGACAGUACACUCAUCUUUGAGUACAUUGUCAAAAAGUAUAAAGAUGAAAUCAGACUAUGGUCAAUCAAUUUCAGAUCGAUUGCAAUGCAUGGACACUACAAAGCUAUACAAGUAUUGUUGGACAAUGGUCAUAACAUCACAGUAAUAGAAGAAUAUAUAACACCAAUCAUUUUAGAGAUUGCAUGUUACAAUGGUCAUUAUGAUUUGGUUGUCUAUCUACUCAACAAAUUUAAAAUUAAACCCCAUCUAUCUCCAAAUAUACUUGGACUUGCUGCUAAAAGUAGUAAUUUAAAAUUAUUAAAAUAUUUAUGUGAAAACAAAUCAAUAGAUUGUGGAUCACUUGAAUCAAUCGUUCCAAUGUUUAUAAGAUGUAAUGAAGCGGAUAAACUUUAUUAUUUCUCCGAACCAGAACCCAUCUUUUUUUACUCAGAAAUGCUAUACUUUCCAUACAUUACAACCAAGUAUGAUGAAAUCAUUGAUUUCCUUCAAGUUGUUAUUCAUUCGAAAAGAGAGAGAGAGAUAAAAAGAGAGAAAGAAAAAAUAUGGACAACCUAUUUUUCAAGACAUUUAGAAAUAUUUAUCUCUUUAGAAAAUGGGUAUGAUAGGUUGGUCAUUGAAAAGUUAAGAUAUGAUCAACAAUCAAUCAAGGAUCAAAUGACACCUAUUUAUCCAAACAAUUACAAGACUGUAGAUGCCAUUAUUCAAAACAAGUACUUUGUACAAUAUUUUCUCGAACCACUAGCGAAUCAUGAAAACUCUCCGUCUUACCAUUCAACCUAUCACGAUCGAAAUGUAUAUUUAGCAUCUUCUCAACCACCGAUACUGGACAGUGCACUCAUUUUCGAGUACCUUCUCAGCAACAAGUUCAAUCAUCAUCAUCAUCAAUUCCAACCAGAUUAUUUGAUAUCAUAUAUUCAAUUUGAAGUAAUAGCAAAGAAUGGGAGCGUCAAGUUUCUCGAGAUAUUGUUGGACAAGGGAUUCGGACCAUAUUUCACAUAUGAAAUGGCCAAUAUUGCAUGUUUCAAUGGACAUUAUGAUUUUGUUGUCUAUCUGCUCUCCAGAUUAAAAACAAUUCAUCAUCCAUGUUCAGAUAUACUUACCUUGGCUUCUAGAAGUGGUAAUUUAAAACUAUUAAAAUAUUUGUAUGAAAACAUUGAAUGUGGAUCACUUGAAACAAUACUUCCAGAGUUUCUAAAAUAUGAUGGAAUCAAUCAACUAUAUUAUAUUUCAUAUCCAAAACCUAGAUGGUAUAGGUAUGAAAGCUACCGACUUUUCGAUGAUGACGAUAAAGACGAGGAAUAUCAUUUGAAAAAGUAUCAGGAAAUUAUUGAUUUCCUCAACAGUAUUUUCGACAAAGAAUUGUUACAAAAGCAAGGAAAAAAAAUAUAUGAAAGUCGUCAUUUUUACCGUGAUGCAAUUCAAUACCAUAUAAUGUUUGUCAAACCAGUAGGAUGGUUUCCAAUAAUAGAUUCAAUGGAUCAAGACUUGAUAGAUUAUUUUAAAAUUGUUUAA
Molecule: messenger RNA, 2109 nt
Organism: Cavenderia fasciculata
Lineage: Eukaryota; Evosea; Eumycetozoa; Acytosteliales; Cavenderiaceae
Exons: 6
Coding region: 1-2109 (702 amino acids)
Molecular function (GO): protein binding
Source: RefSeq, a predicted model, not a curated record